Rhizophagus irregularis DAOM 181602=DAOM 197198 is the source of this 656-nucleotide messenger RNA. RefSeq lists its product as uncharacterized. The record is from RefSeq and is a predicted model, not a curated record. Lineage: Eukaryota; Fungi; Glomeromycota; Glomeromycetes; Glomerales; Glomeraceae. Gene Ontology annotation, cellular component: centrosome.
AAAUACUUCAGCUUAAAAAAGAUAAGAUGACAGAAGAACGAAGAAUUAAUGAAGAAUUAGCUUCUUUAUUACAAGAAUUUGGCGAUUUAAAAGUUAAAUACCACGAAGAGAAAGAAAAAAAUGAUGCAAUUGAAUUGGAAAUCGAAUCGAAAAUUGUCACAAAAUAUGAUUCAUUAAUUAGUGAACUCAAAUGGCAAAAUGAUCAAUAUGAAGGAGAACUUAGAUCGAUAAAAUUUGAGAAAGAACAAUAUGAGGAAUCUUCAAACCGUAAAAUUCAAAUACUUCAAAAAAAAGUUGAAACGCUUACGAAUAAUUACAAUAAUAUGAAAAAGCGACGGAAUUACGAUUUUGAAGGAUUUUCCAAUGACAUCGCUACGUUGAGAAAACAGCUUAAAGGAUUGGAAAAACAAAUAUUGAAAUAUGCCCCAUAUGAUGAUCGGGAGUACCGUUUAAUGAAUAUAGCCAAAGAAAAUGAAAGGCAAAUAGAUAAAGUUUCAAGUGAACUACGAAUGUUGAAGGCUCCAUUAAUAGCAGAAAAGGAAGAAAGUGAAUGGGGUUUUAAUUCAUGUUUUUCUCGAUAGCAUUUGUAAUUAAACAAACUCGAUGUCAAUUAUUUUUAUAAAUAAAAAUUAGUUAAAUGCAAUAAUUUAGUCGUG